Messenger RNA from Cyprinodon tularosa, 4637 nucleotides. It is a transcript of the gene slc44a1b, whose product is annotated as solute carrier family 44 member 1b. The record is from RefSeq and is a predicted model, not a curated record. The transcript is spliced from 16 exons. Bases 86 to 2122 code for a protein of 678 amino acids. Gene Ontology annotation, biological process: transmembrane transport. NCBI's taxonomy places the organism in Eukaryota, Metazoa, Chordata, Actinopteri, Cyprinodontiformes, Cyprinodontidae. Gene Ontology annotation, molecular function: transmembrane transporter activity. Gene Ontology annotation, cellular component: membrane.
CUCACAGCAGCACCGGGACUCUGCCAGCUCAUUUGAACCAUCAGGACCAUCAGAACCAUCAGCACCAUCAGGACCUGGAUCCAGUAUGGAUUCAAAGCGGAUCUCUUAUUCCUCUCAGCAGCAGGUCCGACUAAGGACAAAGCGGACAAAGAGAGAAUGGAGACCGCUGGAGGACCGGAGCUGCACCGACCUGCCCUGGUUCCUGCUCUUCACCCUAUUCUGCGUUGGCAUGGGCAGCAUCUGUGGGUUCACUGUCGUCACCGGUGGCGCCGCACGCCUCGUCUUUGGUUACGACAGCUACGGUAACACCUGCGGCCGGCGCAAUGAGAGGAUCGAAGGCGUGAAGCUGAGCGGGCUGGACCACACCGACAGGAAGUUUGUGUUCUUCCUGGAUCCCUGCAACAUCGAUCUGGUUCAGAGGAAAAUCAAGUCCAUGGCUCUGUGCGUGUCUCUGUGUCCCACUGAGGAGCUGAAGACCUACCAGGAUCUGAGGAGGUUCGCCAUGAUAAACGGCUCUGAGCUCUGCUCCUACGAAUUGCCAGCCCACGAUUACCCGGCUCAGACUGAACGGUUCUCCAGGUGUCCAAAACUUCCCGUCCCUCGCAGUAAGCCGCUGCCGGUAUUUAACCGCUGCACGCCGGUGGACGUCUCCUGCUACGCCAAGUUCGCUGAGGCUGUGGUGACAUUCGUGGGGGACAGCAGCGUCCUGCACCGACUCAUCGCCGGCGUUGCAGCCAGCAAGGAGAUCAUCAUUGGACUCUGUGUUCUUGCUUUAGCUCUCUCCAUGAUCCUCAUGGUGAUCAUCCGAUACAUUUCCGCUGUCCUGGUCUGGAUCCUCACCUCGCUGGUGGUCCUGGGAUCCCUGGCGGGGACAAGUGUCCUCUGGUGGCUCUACAUCGAUUACCGGCUGUAUGGGAACGACACGUCCUCCAAGGUGCUGAAGGAUCUGAAGGAGGAACCGAAGGAGGAGCUGAGAGACAGCGGUCAGGCACUGCUCGUAUACGCCGCCUCAGCCACCGUCUUCACCAUCAUCCUCCUGCUGCUGAUGCUCUUCAUGAGGAAACGAGUGGCGCUCACCAUCGCACUGUUCCACGUCGCGGGAAAGGUCUUCAUCCACCUCCCUCUGCUCACCCUACAGCCCUUCGUCACCUUUCUCGCCCUCCUGCUCUUUUGGAUCUACUGGAUCCUGGUGCUGCUCUUCCUGGGAACCACAGGGAACCCGGAGCAGAACGAGGAGACGGGGCUGACAGAGUUCAGGCUGACGGGCUCCCUGCAGUACCUCACCUGGUACCACGCUGUGGGUCUGGUCUGGAUCAGUGAGUUCAUCCUAGCCUGUCAGCAGAUGACUGUGGCCGGCGCCGUGGUCACCUACUAUUUCACAAGGGAUAAAAACCGGCUCCCAGUGACCCCGAUCCUAUCCUCGGUUCUGAGGCUGAUCCGGUACCACCUGGGUACUGUUGCUAAGGGAUCUUUCAUCAUAACACUGGUCAAGAUCCCCCGACUCAUCCUCAUGUACAUCCAUAAUCAGCUGAAAGGACGGGAGAACGUGUGCGCUCGCUGUCUGCUGAAAUCCUGCAUCUGCUGCCUGUGGUGUUUGGAGAAGUGCCUCAACUAUCUCAACCAGAAUGCAUAUGCAGCCACAGCCAUCAACAGCACAAGUUUCUGCACGUCUGCACGUGACGCCUUUGUCAUCCUGGUGGAAAACGCUCUCCGAGUCGCCACAAUCAAUGCGGUCGGAGACUUUGUGCUGUUCUUGGGGAAGGUGCUGAUCAUGACCUGCACUGCAUUCGCGGGCGUCCUACUACUGAACUAUCAGCGGGACUACGCCGAGUGGCUGCUGCCGCUCAUCAUAGUCUGUCUGUUCUCCUUCCUGGUGGCUCACUGCUUCCUGUCUAUCUUCGAGAUUGUGGUGGAUGUCCUCUUCCUGUGCUUCGCCAUCGACACAAAAUACAACGACGGCACUCCAGGGAAGGAGUUCUUCAUGGAUAAAGCUCUGAUGGAGUUCGUGGAGAGCAGUCGGCGAUUGGAGCGUUCAGGGGGACGUGGGCGGAGCCGGGUGAAAGAGGCGCCUUCGGAGGGGGCGGAGAUGAAGCCCAUGGCUCCAGGGACCAGUUCAGCUUGACCAAAAUCAGCCACUGGGACUUGUUAAAGAGACAUUCCAGAUGUUUAUUUUUACCAACGUGUAACAUGUUUACUAUGGUUUCACUCCAGGGAAAACAAUAUUUUAAUAAGAAACUGGAAAAAAAAAACAACGUAACAAUGUAAUGAAGCACUUUAUCUGGAAGCGCUGCAGAUUUUAAAACCGGCUGAUGCAUUUUUUUGUAGUGAUGUCCUUUUUUAUAAAACUCACCGCUCAGUUCCUAACGCCUUCCGGACACCUUACCUAACAUUUCUGGUGGAGCUGACUCCUCACCUGGACUCCCAAUUAAGGGGCGGGGCCUGUGGACAGGUAGAGCAGCAGCUGAUUGUGCCCUCCAGGGCUGUCGCCAUGGACACGCAAUGGCCAAUAGGUCAGGAAUCUGAUUGGCUCUCGGAUUGGUGACACGAUGCUGGCCGCUGCACCUACGAAGGGGAGAUCACGUAAUCAUCAAGGAAGCCUUUACCUUAAAAGAAAAGCGAAGGUGGUUCUGCUUGUGGAGGAACAUCUGCAUCCUUGGCUCUGAACGGAGAAAGGCGAUGUGUGGGCGGAGCUUCCUGCAGCAGUGGCAGCUGAAUUCAGACGGUCAGCAAUAACACCUGAACGAGUCUUCCUGCUUCUGUUCAUCCAGUCUGACUGAGUAGGGCAUCCGUCAGAUCUCAACAUCCUCCCUGGCCUCUUGGUGUGACACUGCAUUUCGGAGUAGGGGUGGGGUCGACCCUCUGGACUGUGUUCCGCUGAGCUGUUAGAUGUUGUUAGACCGUUUGUAGCAUCAGUUUGUAACAGCCUGAAAUCUCUUUCAGAAAUACGUUCACCUCCGACGUCAUCCUGAGUCCUAACCCUCCGGCUAGUUCAGCCGAAUCUCUUCUGACUGGAGGAAAACCGCUUCAUUAACCAGUCAGCUGGUUCUCACAUGGCAGAGGUGGAGUCAGAACAAAGCACCCUGGCAUUGGCUUCUUGGAAUAUUAUGAACCUUAUCAGUGGAUAUGAGGACCGAUUUCUGAGACAUUUUCCCAUCAUGCACCUCUAUCAGGGAACCUGAACGGGGAGCUGUUCUACAGUGUCCGGAUUGAUCCGAGUAGCCGAGCCGCGCAUGUCAACUAAUUGCACUAAAGAUGGAGUUCCUGCAACACUAACCGAGCUGUUGAGUUUUAGAUUAAACGUGUUUGUAGCUCAGAAAUUAAUUCACUUCAUGUUAAAAAAAAAAAAAAUCCCCAAACUAGAAGAAGAAUAAAUCCUGCUGCUCCGACGUGUUUAUUUCUGGUCAUGUGACUGCUGUCGCCGGGCAAAUUAGCUGCAGGAGCUGAGGAGUUUCUCUCCAACAUCGGCAUCACCUGAUUGUAAAAAAGCACAGAAAUCACCAGGAUCAGGAAGACGAACAGGAGAACCUUGUAGGGAUACGUUCAGAGGUCUCUAAACAUUUCAGAAUAAAACUGGAAGUCAUCAAGAUAUGAAGUUUGUUUUUAUCUAAUCAGAUUAUUUAAAGGGAAUUAAAACCUUAUAUUUAUAUGAAAUAUAUUGAUUCAAUGCAUCAUAACGUGAGUUUUUAAUUUAUCUUUCUGGCUGAGACCUUAUUGCUGUUCAAGGAGUUUAAACUGGUCCCACAUUCCUUAACUGGGUCUAGUCUAGGUUCUAAGUGAACCAUUUAACCUGUUUUACAAGUAUUUCCAAGCCAUCAGAGAUAACAACUACUAGAUUUAUUGUUGGAUAAACUCCUGAUUUGACUGCUGUUCAAAGAUUUAAACUAAGUUCUGUGAAACAGACCAAACUUAAGCAGAAACCAACUUCUUCUCUACAGCUAAUAAAACCCAACAUGGAAAAGGUUUCAUGCUCAAAUGAAGAAGCUGUAAUUUUGAGAUUUUAAGAACCCUGUCAGGAGUAAAAGCAUCAAAGACCAGAUUCAGUAAGAAAUGUUCUGCGUUUUGAGAUGUUUCUGGGCGAAUCAAACCUCUGGAGAAGGGAUCCUGUUUCUGUUGAAGGAAAACUCUUCAGCCUCCAUCCUACCAAUCAGAGCACAGGCUCCUCCCACUGAAGGUAAGUGAGGGUCAGAGAAGCUCUGGUCAGGUUCUGAUCCAGAGCCAAUAAGCUCUCUGGUUCAUCUCAGAGUGAAGUUUUAUUGGUGAGAAACAUCUGCAGUGACCUUCAGCAGGAGACCAGCUGAGGCUUCCUGCUCGUCUCCUGCAGAUGUUCCUUAACUUCCCUCUGAAAUUCCAACCUCUCUCGGAGCUUCUGCACUGAGAUUUCAGAGCGCUGGACCAGAGCGUCUCUGACUCUUCACCACCGGGUUUCGCCGACUGUUUGCAGCUGAUGCAUGUUCUGGAGGCUGCUCCUGAACUCAGAGAUUAACCGGCAGGUGUGACACUAGUGUUGAGCUUUUCUCUGCAGUAACCAGUCGUUUGUAACACUGAAGAACUUUGCUUUGGUUCUCUGUUGGUUUUUAUAUCAUUUCUUAUGUAUCUUUGUUUUAUAAGAAAAUUAUUAAAAGCAGAAUUUCAGUCUG